Messenger RNA from Bactrocera oleae (olive fruit fly), 1280 nucleotides. The record is from RefSeq and is a predicted model, not a curated record. NCBI's taxonomy places the organism in Eukaryota, Metazoa, Arthropoda, Insecta, Diptera, Tephritidae.
GAUUUGGCUGCAUGUCGCUGACGAGAGUGACGCGGCUAUAUAACCAGCGCAGCACUGGGAUAGAGCUCAGUAAAGAUUGUGCCUUCGAGCAGAAUACUUGCAAAAGCAAAUCUAGAGAAAAAGUUACAAAAGCAAAAGAAAGUGAAAUUUACAAAAGGUUCUAGUCAAGUACUCUAAACUACAGCAGCAAAAGUGAAAAGUGAAUAAACAGUUAUUACUGAGUGCAUCCAACAAGCGAGCAAAACAAUCAAUCAAGCAAGAUGCCACAACACUUCCCAAUCACACCACCUGCACAGAUGCCGUGCCCACACUGGAACCACUUCCCCAUACAUCCGCAGGUGCAGCAUCCAUACGGCAGCUACAAUGGCAACGGUAACGGUAGAGAUUCGCCACCACCAUCGCCGAGCUCCUACUCCUACUGCAGCGUCUGCAAUUCUAUGAAAAAGCGGACGGCAUGAGGUUUGCUCACAGCAGCCUCAGUGCAACAAAAUAGCAACAACAAUGGCAAUAAUACGAGUAACUGAUUACGUUGCGAAAGCGGUCAGUUCCUGGCGACAGCGUCCAACAGCGAGAUUGGAGUUGGCAGAAGACCUGAAGGCGCUGAUAUCUCAUAGCUACCGCAUGAGAAGGCCGUCAAGCGGUCCAGGCUCGCUGCAGUGCAUGGAAAAGGAAACACAAACUGCGAGAGGCAGCACACUGUCGCCAAGAAUGGUUGAAUUGAAAAUAAAAUUAUAUUAUUAAAAGUUAAAAAUCAAAAUAUUUAUAACAACUGCCGGGAAAUAACUGGAGCGUUAACCGUUGAAGACAACACCCAAGCAACGCGCGGAAACCAGUUUUGAACUUGAAAUAUGAAUACGCAUUAUUGUCGUUGUUGUAUGAAACCUACUUAGUUGAUACAAACAUACACUAUACAUACACAUACAUAUACAAGUGUCAUAUUGACGCCAACGCCACAUACAUACUUGUAUGUACAUGUUACAUACAUUUUUUAAACGCGUAAAUAUAUUUACUGGGUACUUCAAAUAUUUUUAAAACAUUUUAAAAACAGACUUACAACAUUUAUAUAAUAAUAUAAGUGAGCAUGUUUUUACAUACAUAUGUAUGUGUUUAGUUUAAGUAAAUAUAUACGUCUAAAAGCCGGCGUGUUUCUAUUAAUUCGCCAAAGACUGUAAUUUCCAUCAUAUUUUGUACGUAUGUACGCAGUUAUAAUACAGUUGAUAAGUUUGUAUCUACAAAUGAAUUUAUAAAAAUAAAUUUUAUACUUCAAAGUCAAUUUUAAA